Penicillium macrosclerotiorum is the source of this 864-nucleotide messenger RNA. RefSeq names its product DUF1774 domain-containing protein. NCBI's taxonomy places the organism in Eukaryota, Fungi, Ascomycota, Eurotiomycetes, Eurotiales, Aspergillaceae. Bases 1 to 864 code for a protein of 287 amino acids. The record is from RefSeq and is a predicted model, not a curated record. The transcript has 3 exons.
AUGGCUUCCUACAACCCAUUUGCCCGGCGCGAAACUCAUAACCCACAUGCGUUGACUGUCUACCGCAUCUUGGUCCCACUGACCUGGGCCCUGGUUGUCAUCGUUGGCAUCUACUACUCCGUCCAUUCGCCGGAUGAUGUCAAGCACAGCCACAAGAUCUGGAAGCAGGCCAACAAGCAUCCCACGCCGUUCAGCCAACAUACUACUGUUACUGAAAUUUAUUGGAUUCUCUUGCUUCUGUCUCAGCUCAGCUAUGUCUGGCAUCUGUUCUCCAAAGACACUGCUAUCGUCGCUGCUGCCGCCAAUGUGGCUACGCAUUUUAUCUUGAACAACCUGUUCACCUUCGCCUGGAUCCUACUAUGGACUCGCAACCACUUCUGGGGAGCCGAGAUCAUCCUAAUCGCCCAUCUGUUCAACCAGGCCAUCACCUACUGGCGCUACACUGGCCUGCCUGCGUUUGUGCAUAUCCCCGCCGUCGCUGGCCCGUAUGCCUGGACCUUGACCGCGCUCUUCUGGAAUGGCGCCGUGGCAGCCCAUAGCCACAAUCUGCCUGGCCGCAUUGUGGCCAACAUCUUCAUCUGGGUGAUUCUCGUAGUGGGCCUGUUCCAUAUUGCCGUCCGCCAAGAUUAUGCGUUGGGCUAUUGCCUGAGUUUCCUCACUCUGUCGUUGGCUCUCGAGCAAAUCGGCAUCAAGAUUAUCGCGCUGCAAUGGAUCUUCGCCUUUGUGAUUUUUGCAGUCUUCCUGGCUACCUCGCUGUACGUCUCUAGCACGAAGUACUACGGCCGCGACAGUUUGUUCCGCCGCAUUACCCAUCCCGAGUCCACCGACCGCGAAAGACAGCCGCUGCUCAACGAGGAAGCUUAA